AUGGGGCUAAGACUUGCCAGCCUUUUUGCACUGUGGCUGGCUCUUUCCUGUGCGAACGAAAUUAAAAAAGAAAGCAGAACCCAAAACCAUGGCCACUAUGUCUGCAGUACCUGGGGGAACAAUCAUUUCAAAACUUUUGAUGGAGACUUCUACCAGUUCCCUGGCCUCUGUGAUUACAACUUUGCUUCUGACUGCCGAGGGUCUUACCAGGAAUUCUCAGUCCAUGUCCAGCGUGCUGUGAAUGAAAAUGGACACCCUGAAAUGCAAUAUGUCCUGAUCACCAUAAAGGAUGUUGCAAUGUACCUCACCCGAAAUACGGUUGUGGUGGAUCAGGAAAUUGUAACAACACCAUACUAUAGUUCUGGUUUGCUGAUUGAGAGCAAUGAAGUCUACACUAAAGUCUAUGCAAGAGCGGGCCUUGUUCUAAUGUGGAACCGUGAAGAUUCACUGAUGUUGGAGCUGGAUCCCAAGUUUAACAACAAUACAUGUGGUCUUUGUGGGGAUUACAAUGGACAGCAGCUCUACAAUGAAUUUCUCUCUAACGACAUGAUCUUCAAUCCCAUCACAUUUGGAAAUAUGCAAAAGAUAAACAAACCCAACACAUUAUGUGAGGACCCUGAUGAAACACAGACUGUCUCAACCUGUAAUCAGCAUCGUGAUGAGUGUCUGAAUCUGCUGACUUCUUCAGUAUUCGCUGACUGUGAGUUCCGUCUGAACCUGGAGAAGUACGUUCAAGCCUGUAUGCAGGAUAAGUGUGCCUGCCAGGGAGCCGAGGAUUCCUUCUGCCUCUGUAGCACCAUCUCUGAGUACUCUCGCCAAUGUUCCCAUGCUGGUGGCCGGCCUGGAAGCUGGAGGACAGAAGAAUUUUGCCCUAAGAGGUGCCCUGGAAACAUGAUCUACCUGGAAAGCAGCUCACCAUGCAUUAGCACAUGUUCCCAUUUGGAGAUCAGCAACCUUUGUGAGGAACACUUCAUGGAUGGCUGCUUCUGCCCUGAAGGAACUGUGUAUGAUGACAUCAGUGGGAAAGGCUGUGUGUCUGUCAACCAAUGUCACUGCAAACAGCAUGGAUUUCUGUAUUCACCUGGGCAAAAUAUCACCAAUGAAUGUGAAGAAUGCACCUGUGAUUCAGGCAGGUGGGUGUGCAAGCAGUUAUCCUGUCCAGGCUCAUGCUUAGUGGAAGGAGGUGCUCACAUCACCACCUUUGACGGGAAGAAAUACACCUUCCAUGGAGACUGUUACUAUGUGCUGUCCAAGGAAAGUAUAAAUGACACUCACGCCCUCCUGGCAGAGCUGUCUCCCUGUGGCUCCACAGACAAACAGACCUGUUUGAAGACUGUUGUGCUGUUAAUAGACCACAAGAAAAAUAUCUUGGUUUUCAGAUCAGACGGCACUGUGCUGCUGAAUGAACUGGAAGUGCACUUGCCCCAUGUGACAGCAAGCUUCUCAAUUUUCCAGCCAACUUCAUACCAUCUCAUUGUGCAUACCUAUUUUGGUCUCAAGCUACAAAUCCAAUUGGUUCCAAUCAUGCAGCUGUUUGUGAUUGUGGAUCAAUCUGCCCAAGGAAAACUGCAAGGUCUUUGUGGGAAUUUCAAUGGCAUAGAAUGUGAUGAUUUUAAAACAGCUGGUGGGCUGGUAGAAGCUACAGGAUCUGCCUUUGCUAACACUUGGAAAGCACAAGCCACCUGUAAAGACCAAGUGGAUAAUUUGGAAGACCCUUGUGUUCUCAGCUUUGAAAGCGAAAAUUAUGCUGAAUAUUGGUGUUCCUUUCUGAAAAAUUCAGAAUCUCCUUUUGCCAGAUGUCACUCAGUCAUUGAUCCUGUGGAAUAUUAUAAGAGAUGUAAAUAUGACACCUGCAGCUGUAAGAACAGUGAAGAAUGCUUGUGUGGGGCCCUAUCCUCUUACGCAAGGGCCUGUGCCUUCAAAGGAAUCAUGCUCGGGGGCUGGAGACAAACUAUCUGCAACAAAGAAGUGUCCUCUUGCCCAGCAUCCCAGGUCUUUCGUUACAAUCUGACCACAUGUCAACAUACCUGUCGCUCCCUUGCUGAUGGCGAAAAGCACUGCUUGGAGGGCUUCAUUCCCAUUGAUGGCUGUGGCUGCCCUGAUAACACCUAUAUGAAUGAGAAGGGUAACUGUGUGCCCAUCUCCCAUUGUACAUGCUACUAUAAAGGGUCAUACCUGGAACCUGGGGAUGUCAUUGUGAAACAAGAAGAACGCUGUGUUUGCCGAAAUGCAGUUCUCCAUUGCACUCAAGUGAAGAUAAUAAAUGACAAGUGUCCAUCCCCCAAGAUUCACUUUGAUUGCAGCAGCGUCAAGUCUUGGUCUUCACAAACCCCUCUGCAGCUAAGCUGUCAUACACUGGAUACUGACUAUGUACGUUUUCAUUUUACCUCUGAUUAUGGCAUGGCUUCUUCUUUCCCCUAAGGGGGCUGUGUCAAGGAGAAGGACUGUCCAUGUAUUCAUAACAAGGAGUUUUAUUCUCCUGGAGAGGACGUAAAAGUGGGCUGCAACAAAUGUACCUGCCAAAAAGGAAGAUGGACCUGCACCAAUCAUGUGUGCUAUGGGACUUGUACUGUAUAUGGAAGUGGCCAUUAUAUCAGCUUUGAUGGAAAAUACUAUGACUUUGAUGGACACUGUGAAUAUGUGGCUGCCCAGGAUUAUUGUGGCGAGGAUCCCAGAGGUUCGCUUAGUAUUGUCACAGUGAAUGUUCCAUGUGGAACCACCGGAGUCACUUGCUCAAAGGCUAUUAAAAUAUUUCUAGGGAAAACCGAACUGAAGUUGGAGGAGAAGCAGUAUGUAGAAAUUCAGCGAGAUGUUGGCGAACAUGUACGAUAUUGGAAUCGUACAGUGGGGCUCUAUCUUGUUAUUGAGGCCAGCAAUGGUGUGAUGCUCAUCUGGGAUAAGAAGACUACUAUUUUCAUAAAGCUGACUCCUAAUUAUAAGGGCAAAAUCUGUGGUUUGUGUGGCAACUUUGAUGACAAGUCCAACAAUGACUUCACAACAAGGAGCGGGCUGCUGGUGACCAAUCCUCUGGAGUUUGGUAAUUCUUGGAAACUGUCUGGCUCCUGCCCUGAUGUGGUGGAAGAGGUCCUGCCCUGCAAUCUGAAACCUCACCGCAAGUCCUGGGCAGAGAAGGAGUGCAGCAUCAUCCGGAGUGAAGUCUUUAAAGUUUGUCAUGCCAAGGUGGACCCAGCUCCGUUCUAUGACAAUUGUGUUCAUGAUGCCUGCUCCUGUGACAGUGGUGGAGACUGUGAGUGCUUCUGUUCCGCAGUUGCUGCUUAUGCCCAAGAGUGCAUUAAGGCUGAAGCUUGUGUCUUCUGGAGAACUCCUGAUAUAUGCCCAAUAUUCUGUGAUUACUACAACCCUCGUAAUGAGUGCGAAUGGCACUACGAGCCUUGUGGCCGUCAAAUUCUGACCUGCAGGAUCAUUAACAAUGUCAGCACCAACUUCUCAUUGCCAUAUCUGGAAGGUUGCUACCCAAGAUGCCCUGAAGAAAAGCCCAUUUUUGAUGAAGACCUCAGAAAAUGUGUACCUGAAGAUCAAUGUGGCUGUUAUAUUGAAAAUGGCACUCGUUAUGAAAAUGGCUCAAAAAUACCCACAGAAGUCCCUUGUCUGGAUUGCACACGCUUAACUGCUGUUGUGAACAGACCAUGCUGUCGUGUUCUCCUGAAUGAAGGCUGUAAUAUUACAGAUUACCUGCAAGAACCUCGGUGUGAAUUAGCCCUUCUCCAUAUAAAUGCUGAUUUACCCCAGAUGAAGAUCUUGCCUUACAAAGAUAUGUCUGCAUCUCAACAGGAAAUAUUGUGUGCAAACCUGUCCCAGAAGAACAACUUCACAAAGAAGCUCUUUCUUGCAGGCUGUACCACAACCAUCACACCCACCACCACACCCACCACCACACCCACCACCACAGCAACGACUACCCCAGUGACAACGACACCUACCACUACUACACCGACUACCACCCCACCACCAUGUAUACCUGGAACUUCAUACUGUUCGUGGUCUGACUGGAUUGAUGUGAGUUACCCAAAAUAUGGCCCAGAUGGUGGUGAUAAUGAAACCUAUGCCAAAAUCAGAGCAUGGAAUGCCUCAGCGAUAUGUGAGAAUCCACUAAAUAUUUCAUGCAGAGCUCAGAAAUUCCCUGAUGUUAUUGAAGAUUUAGGACAAAAAGUGCAAUGUGAUGUUUCCACUGGGCUUACCUGUAAUAAUAAAGACCAAGUCCUAGGGGGCAUGAUUCCUAUGUGCCUCAAUUAUCAGAUCCGUGUUUACUGCUGCUCACCGCCUUACCCCAUAUGUUCAACUACCACUCAAACGAUGACACCUACCACCACCACCACCACAGCAACGACUACUCCAGUAACGAGUACCCCACCGACGACGACACCUACCACCACCACCACCAAAACAACUACCCCAGAGACGACGACACCUACCACCACCACAGGAACGACGACACCUACCACCACCACAGAAACAACCACCUCAGAGACGACGACACCUACCACCACCACAGUAACGACGACACCUACCACCACCACCACCACCACCGAAACAACUACCCCAGAGACGACGACACCUACCACCACAACAACUACCCCCGGGACGAUGACACCUACCACCACCACAGUAACGACAACACCUACCACCACCGAAACAACUACCCCAGGAACGACGACACCUACCACCACCAUAGUAACGACAACACCUACCACCACCACAGUAACGACAACACCUACCACCACCACCGAAACAACUACCCCAGGAACGACGACCCGACCACCCCCCCCCACCACCACCGAAACAACUACCCCAGUGACGACGACACCUACCACCACAACAACUACCCCAGGGACGACGACACCUACCACCACCACAGUAACAACAACACCUACCACCACCACCGAAACAACUACCCCAGGAACGACGACACCUACCACCACCACAGUAACGACAACACCUACCACCACCACCGAAACAACUACCCCAGGAACGACGACACCUACCACCACCACAGUAACGACAACACCUACCACCACCACAGUAACGACAACACCUACCACCAUCACCGAAACAACUACCCCAGGAACGACAACACCUACCACCCCCACCACCAUCACCGAAACAACUACCCCAGUGACGAUGACACCUACCACCACCACAGUAACAACAACACCUACCACCACCACCACCGAAACAACUACCCCAGCGACGACGACACCUAACACCCCCACCACUACCACCGAAACAACUACCCCCACGACGACGACACCUACCACCACCACCAAAACAACUACCCCCACGACGACGACACCCACCAGCACUGAAACAACUACCCCCACGACGACGACACCCACCACCACCGAAACAACUACCCCAGUGACAACAACACCUACCACCACCACCACCACCGAAACAACUACCCCAGUGACAACAACACCUACCACCACCACAGUAACGACAACACCUACCACCACCACCACCACCGAAACAACUACCCCAGUGACGACAACACCUACCACCACCACCACCACCACCGAAACAACUACCCCAGCGACGACAACACCUACCACCACCACGGAAACAACCACCUCAGAGACGACGACACCUACCACCACCACCACCUCAGAGACAACGACACCUACCACCACCACCACCACCACCGAAACAACCACCUCAGAGACGACGACACCUACCACCACCACCGAAACAACCACCUCAGAGACGACGACACCUACCACCACCACCGAGACAACGACACCUACCACCACCACCACCACCACCGAAACAACCACCUCAGAGACAACGACACCUACCACCACCACCGAAACAACCACCUCAGAGACAACACCUACCACCACCACCACCACCACCGAAACAACUACCCCAGUGACAACACCUACCACCACCACCACCACCACCGAAACAACUACCCCAGCGACGACGACACCUACCACACCCCCCACCACCACCGAAACAACUACCCCAGCGACGACGACACCCACCACCACCGAAACAACUACCCCAGUGACAACAACACCUACCACCACCACCACCACGGAAACAACCACCUCAGAGACAACAACACCUACCACCACCACCACCACCACCGAAACAACGACCCCAGUGACAACAACACCUACCACCACCACAGUAACAACAACACCUACCACCACCACCACCACCGAAACAACUACCCCAGUGACGACAACACCUACCACCACCACCACCACCACCGAAACAACUACCCCAGUGACGACAACACCUACCACCACCACCACCACCACCGAAACAACUACCCCAGUGACGACAACACCUACCACCACCACCACCACCACUGAAACAACCACCUCAGAGACGACGACACCCACCAGCACUGAAACAACUACCCCCACGACGACGACACCCACCACCACCGAAACAACUACCCCAGUGACAACAACACCUACCACCACCACCACCACCGAAACAACUACCCCAGUGACGACAACACCUACCACCACCACCACCGAAACAACUACCCCAGUGACAACAACACCUACCACCACCACAGUAACGACAACACCUACCACCACCACCACCACCGAAACAACUACCCCAGUGACGACAACACCUACCACCACCACCACCACCACCGAAACAACUACCCCAGCGACGACAACACCUACCACCACCACCGAAACAACUACCCCAGCGACGACAACACCUACCACCACCACCAUUACAGAGACAACGACACCUACCACCACCACCACCACCACUGAAACAACUACCCCAGAGACGACGACACCUACCACCACCACCACAGUAACGGCAACACCUACCACCACCACAGAAACAAGUACCACCACAAACAUACCCGGAUGUUUGUUACCUAAUAAUACUAUCAUUCCACCAGGUGAAAGCUACUGGCCAUGUAACUGCACCAAGGCAAUAUGCAUUUCCAACAACACAUGGUACCUGGUUACGACUGAAUGUGAACUUCCUCCUAAGCCCAGUUGUACCAAUGGGCUCUCUCCUGUGCUGGUGCAGGGUGAAUGCUGUCCGCAGUGGCAGUGUGACUGCUAUUGCACUGGUUGGGGAGACCCACAUUAUGUGACAUUUGAUGGACAGUACUAUAGCUACCAAGGGAAUUGUACGUAUGUCCUGGUGGAAGAGAUUAACAAAAAGAUUGACAACUUUGGAGUCUACAUUGACAAUUAUCACUGCGAUGCACGGGACAGAGUGUCCUGUCCACGCACACUCAUCGUGAGACACGAGACCCAGGAAGUGCGCAUAAAGACUCUCAGAAUGUUUCCUUUCCAAAUACAGGUGACGGUAAACAAUAAGGAAGUGGCUACACCUUACGAAAAAUACGGCGUGAGAGUCUUUAAGUCAGGCAUAAAUCAUGUAGUGGACAUUUCUAGACUUGGGGUAAACGUAACCUACAAUGGAUUGGCUUUCUCAAUUAGAUUGCCCUACCAGAGGUUUGGCAACAACACCCAAGGACAGUGCGGCACUUGUACCAACAACACAGCAGAUGACUGCAUGUUACCAGGUGGAGAGAUCAUAAAUAACUGUGAAACCAUGGCAGAUCAUUGGGUGAUUAAUGACACUGAAAAGCCACACUGCUUUCCAUCCCCACCUACAACGGCACCUUCUAUCACCCCACCACCCUGCAAACCAUCUGAUCUCUGCAAGCUCAUUAAAGAAGGCCCGUUCAAAGCAUGCCAUCCCUUUGUCAACCCUGACCACUUCUAUGCAGCCUGCGUUUUUGACAGUUGUGCUGUUCCCAAUUCUAAAUUGGAGUGUGCAAGUUUGCAAAGCUACGCUGCCGUCUGCGCUGACCAGGGUGUCUGUGUUGAUUGGAGAGGACAUACCCAUGAUACCUGCCCUCUUGAGUGCCCAUCACACAAAGUAUACAAAGCAUGUGGUCCUAUUGAAGAGGUGACCUGCAAGUCAAGCCAAGUUGCACAAAAUCAAACCAGUCACGUGGAAGGCUGCUUCUGUCCUGAGGGAACAAUACCUUAUGGUGAUGGUGUGGAUGUCUGUGUAAAAAUCUGUGGGUGUGUUGGACCAGAUAAUGAACCUAGAGAGUUUGGGGAAAGGUUUGAGUCUGACUGUAAGAAUUGCAUUUGCCUGGAGGGUGGAAGUGGCAUUGUCUGUGAGCCCCUCAAAUGUUCAGAGCAAGAGGAUAAACCAAGCUGCAGUGACGAAGGCUUUUACGAGGUCACUGAAGUCAAUCCUGCCAACAUCUGCUGCAACAUAACUUCCUGCAGAUGCAAUGUGACCUUUUGCACAACCAUCCCUCCUAAAUGUAAACUGGGUUACGAACUUGUUGGCGAUAUUCCCCCUGGCAAGUGCUGUCCUACAUAUGAGUGCGUUCCCAAGAAGGUUUGUGUGCUUCAGAAUGCUGAGUACUUGCCUGGUUCCCCAGUCCUUGCUGAUAAGUGCCACACUUGUGUCUGCACUGACAAAUCGAACAGUAGUGGUCUGAAUGUCAUCUCAUGCAAGCACAUUCCGUGCAUUAAAGUGUGCCAGCCAGGAUAUGAACUUAAAGAUGUGAAAGGGGAAUGCUGUCCAAAAUGCGUGCAGACCAAGUGUGUUGUAAAUAAGGAUGACAACACUGUCCUCAUCUUGAAUCCUGGUGAAAUGGAAAACGAUCCAAAAAACAACUGCACCGUUUAUAGCUGUGUGUCGAUCAAAGGUCAGCUCAUCUCCUCCACCUCAGAGAUUACCUGCCCAUCGUUCAAUGAGGAGAAUUGUAAAGCUGGCACUGUUACGCUGCUGCCUAAUGGUUGCUGUAAAACAUGCAUACCUCUUGAAAGCCCAUCACCGUGUUCUGUCACCCAAAUCUGGGACCAUAUCACCCAUAAGGGCUGCCGUUCUGUGGACAAAGUCUACCUGACUCAAUGUGAAGGAUCAUGUGGAACCUUCUCAAUAUACUCUGCUGAGGCCAACUCCAUGGAGCACAAGUGUUCCUGCUGCAGGGAGGCAGCGACUAGCAAGAAGCAAGUUCUACUGCAAUGCCCCAAUGGGAAAUCUGUGAUGCACCGCUACCUGCAUGUGGACCGUUGUGAAUGUCUUGACACUAAGUGCACAGAAUCCAACUCCUCAGAAAAUUCCAAGAGCAACGAACAGUCCAAGGAAAGUGAAGAAAAGAGUACCAUCCAACGUGUCAAGCGGGCCAUUCAGAAAAUACUGAAAUGAAGGGGAGAAAAGUCAUGGCGCACAAAAAGUACUAGGAGGGUCUAUGCACCAGUCUCAUCUUCCAAGAGUAAAUCAAUGCUUUGCCUUUUCUGACUUCCUCCUCUUCUGUGCCCUCUCUGACCAUUUGUAACUGUGCUCUAUUUAUUUGUGUACAAAAGAGACAGAGUCUCUUUUGUUU
Molecule: messenger RNA, 9364 nt
Organism: Caretta caretta (loggerhead turtle)
Lineage: Eukaryota; Metazoa; Chordata; Testudines; Cheloniidae
Source: RefSeq, a predicted model, not a curated record